GAUCCAUGGAGUAGGUCACACUCAGGAGUCAGGACACUGAAAUCUGGGGGAAAUACUGUUAAAACUGUCCUGCCAUGAGAGUUCAACAGGAUUGUGACCAUGGAGAGAACUCGGCCAACUCGACUCAGAUGCUGCUUAACCAGCUGAAGGAGAUCACUGGCAUUCAGGACUGGCAGAUUCUCCAGCGUGCCCUUAACGAGAGCCAAGGUGAUAUUAGCCAUGCUGUUGGUCUCCUCACCACACCAUCAGCAGAGGAGGUUCAGGUACCUGAGGAAUCUUCUGCUGAGAAUCAUGGAGACACCUCCAAUGGACACAACACUAAGGAUGAGCUACAGGCUGCCAUUGAGCUCAGUCUGCAGGAGUCUCAGCAGGUUGAGGCCGAGCAGAGAGAACUCCACAGGGCUCUGGAGGUCAGCGCUGAGGAGAAUGCAUCCCGUGUAAAGAGGAAGAAGAAUGAGGUGUCAGGUGAGAGCUGUAGUCCAGCAGAAUGGAUCAGACAGGAGAGCUGGCCCGUGGGCAUCCGUAACGUGGGGAAUACCUGCUGGUUCAGCGCUGUCAUUCAGUCUCUGUUCCAUCUGCCGGUGUUUCGCAGACUGGUGCUCAAUUACUCCCUGUCAGAGCGUGUGCUGGAGAAAUGCAAGAGCCACUCUGAGAAGAGGAACAUAGCAUUCAUGCAGGAGUUGCGAUGCCUCUUCGCUCUGAUGGUGGGCUCUCAGCGCAGGUUUGUGGACCCGUCGGCAGCAGUGGAGCUGCUCAGGGACGCUUUCAGAACCAGCGAGGCGCAGCAGGAUGUUAGUGAGUUCACACACAAGCUGCUCGACUGGGUUGAGGACGCCUUCCAACUAGCCGCUAACGGAAGUAAUUCAGAAGAUAAACAGGACAACCCGAUGGUGCAGCUGUUCUAUGGGACGUUUGUAGCUCAGAGGGUUCAAGGAGGUAAAACACUGUCCACUAUCGAGCAGUUUGGACAGUACCCUCUUCAGGUGAACGGCUUCAAUAAUUUGGAUGAGUGUUUGGAGGGGGCGAUGGUGGCAGCUGAGAUUGAAUCACUGCACAGCGAUCAGACUGUGUCCUCUGGACAGGAGAGAUGGUUCUCGAAGCUGCCACCUGUGCUGACCUUUGAGCUUUCUAGAUUUGAAUUCAAUCAGUCUUUAGGACGGCCAGAAAAGAUCCACAAAAAGCUCGAGUUCCCCCAGAUUAUCCACAUGGACAGAUACCUUCACAAAAACGUUGACCAGACUCAUGGGAGGAGAGGAGAGGUGAAGAGGCUCAAGGACCAGUUAACAGUUCUGCAGCAGAAACUGGAAAGUUAUAAACACUACGGCUCUGGACCGAACAAGUACCCGCUGGCUGACAUGCUGCAGUAUGUGCUGGAAUUUGCAACCACAAAGCCAACAAACUCAUCCUCCAUCACAGCCAAUGCCCCAGUACACACAGAACCGAGCUCAGAACACACCAGCCAAACAGAAGCAGACGAUGCAGGUUCAUCAGAUGGUUCAGGCUGCACGCCCAGCUCUACCCAGAGAACACCCAUCCACAAGCCUUUCACACAGUGCAGACCCCCUACAGACUGGCCCUUACACCCAGCGCCCAGCAGCGUCAGUGACGAGGAGCUCCACUUUGUCCGCAGCUGCCUGCAGCGCUGGAGGACCGAGGCAGAGAACAACAUGAACGAACUCAAGGCCAGCAUCGACAAGGUCAGCCAGGCUCUGGAGGGCAUGUACUCAGAUAACAGUUUAUGUCAGGUGCCAUACAGGCUACAUGCAGUUCUGGUUCAUGAGGGACAGGCUUCUGCUGGCCAUUACUGGGCCUACAUUUAUGAUCAUGUCAAUAAACGCUGGCUCAAGUACAAUGAUGUGAUGGUGACGGAGUCGUCAUGGGAGGAGCUGGUACGAGACUCUUAUGGAGGAAUGACCAAUGCCAGUGCUUACUGUCUGAUGUACAUCCAUGACAGCCUGCCACACCUCAUAGCAGAGGAUACAGAUGAUGAAACAGGGCAAGUUUUACAAGGCAUGGACUCUCUUCCUCCUGUGCUGAAACGUUACGUUCGUGAGGACAAUCGCUGGUUCCAGCAGCAGCUCAGAGAAUGGGAGGAACAGUAUUGUCAGGCACAUCAGGACGAACCACAGACUCUUUUAUCAUUCAAUGUAGUCAACAGAGAAGAGAUCAUUUCAGAAUCUCAGCACAAAGAUCCUGACCCAAUACCAGAAACAGAAAAAGAACCUGAACAACCUGACGUGGCAGAAUCAGAAGCAGCACAGGAACCAGAGCAGGACUCAGCAGAUUUAGUCAACCCAGUAGCAUUGGAUUCCACACCACAGAGCGGCGAGGAGGUGAAGGAGGUAACUGAGGACGCUGCAUGCCCCAGUCUGACCUCUAGCCAGCUGGACGAGGGUCAGAGCCCUGUAUCAACAGCUUGUGAUAAUAAGGAGACAGUGGAAGCAGUAACUGAAGUGGAUAAUCAGAUUGUGAGUGAACAGACUGAAUCAGAGGAAGCAUCAAAUUCACAGGCUGAGGAGUCUGAGGAGGGUGAAGCACAGACCUCGUCUGCAGAGCCCAGCCAAGCCGAGGCCAGACAGCCAGAGAGCGAGGUGUCUGAAGUAGAGAUUCCUAAUGUGGGCAAAAUCCUGGUGCUCUCGGACGCAGACGGAUUUAAUGAAGAGAUGAUCCUUACACCAGCCAUGCAAGGUGUUAUUAUUGCCAUAGCCAAGGCUACACAAAUCUUCGACAAGGAAGGUCCUGAGGCAGGACUGAUCAAGGCGUUUCACGAAGAAUACUCCAGACUAUAUCAGCUGUCUCAGGAGGAGAUCACCCCUCAGCAGGACCCCCGACUCCAACACAUACUGGUCUAUCUGUUCCAGAAUAAAGCACCUGACCGUAUUAUUGAGAGGACACUGCUGGAACAGUUUGGCGACCGUAAUCUCAGCUUUGAUGAUAGGUCUAUCAGUAUUAUGAGGGUGGCCAGAACCAAACUUCGAAUGAUCAAACCAGAGGACAUGGACAUGGAGGAGUACAUGCAAUGGCACGACGACUACAGCAUGUUCAAGACCGUGUUUGCCUACCUGCUGACAGGACUUGAGCAGUACCAGAAUGGAAAAAUCAGAGAGGCUUUGAUUUAUCUUGCACAUGCUUACCAGGACAAUUCAGCCUUGCUUAAAAACGGGGAGAUGAGAGGAGUGGACCACAAACUAAUCGCACUUUACAGGAGGAAAUGUCUAAAAGAGCUGAAUGAAAAUGCAGCCACAUUGUUCAAAAGUGGGGAGGAGAGCAAUGUGGAGGAGGGAGUAACCAUCUUGAAUGACUGCGUAAUCCCCUGCAUGCACCUCAUGGCCAGAGACAGCAUCACCCAGGAGGAUAUGGAUGCCACUGAGGACAUUAGAAGCCACUGGUGCUCAUAUCUGGGACAGGAUAUGGAUGAUUUGCAACAGGAGAAGCUGAGUGAAUUCUUACCAAGGGUCCUGGACUGUUCAGCUGAGAGGGUAGUGCUAAAGGAGCCGCCCAAAGUGAGGAAGUCGCCCCACGACCUGUGCAGUCGCCUGGCUGCAGUCAUGGAGUCCAUCCACAGCACAUCCAUAGUCACUGUGAAAUGAGCACACACAGAAAUGAACUUCAUAGUAAUUUACUGUUAUUUAGCUCCCGACUCAACAUCUAGUUUUUAUUGUUGUUGCACUGAACAUAAAGCUAUGUAGUUUUUAUACACAUUUUUAACUUGCUUUUGUUGUGACCGUUAGUCUCUGGUGUUACUGCAUAGUCAAGUAUUUGCAGAGCUGUUGCUUGGCAAGAAAAUCAUGUUUGAUCUCAGGAAAGAUCGACUGGAUUUUGUUUUGUAAUGCAAAAGCGAAUUUUCAUUGUCCACAGAUGGAGGAAGGAAGGGUAUCUGAAAAAAUUUUAGACUCAUCGACUUUUCACAUGUACUGUAGACUGACAUUGCUGUGAAAGUAGAAUUUUAUAAAUAUUCAUCACAGUCACUUUAAUUCAGAUUCCUCUAUCGGUUUUCCACUCCUUUGUUUCAUUUUUUAAGCCUGUGCUGCUUCUUAAUAAACUGUCUUUCACUUUAUCCUACUCUGCUA
Trichomycterus rosablanca is the source of this 4070-nucleotide messenger RNA. It is a transcript of the gene usp28, whose product is annotated as ubiquitin specific peptidase 28. Gene Ontology annotation, biological process: regulation of protein stability; DNA damage checkpoint signaling; protein deubiquitination. Gene Ontology annotation, cellular component: nucleus; cytosol. Lineage: Eukaryota; Metazoa; Chordata; Actinopteri; Siluriformes; Trichomycteridae. The record is from RefSeq and is a predicted model, not a curated record. Bases 75 to 3590 code for a protein of 1171 amino acids. The transcript has 26 exons. Gene Ontology annotation, molecular function: cysteine-type deubiquitinase activity; protein binding.